GGAGAAGACAUGAUCGUCACACCCUUUGCCCAGGUCCUGGCCAGCCUCCGCACCAUCCGCAAUAACCUGACUCGUCUCUUGCCAAGCCGGUGGCCUCCCCCAGCAGAGGAUGCCCACCAGAAGCUGUCGCGGGAGACCCUGGAGGAGCUGGACUGGUGCUUGGACCAACUGGAGACACUGCAAACCCGGCACUCAGUCAGCGAGAUGGCCUCCAACAAGUUCAAGAGGAUUCUGAACCGGGAGCUGACGCACCUCACGGAGGCCCGCCCGCGGAGCGUGCCCCCCCCCCGGGCGCCCAGCCGCUCCGGGAACCAGGUCUCCGAGUACAUCUCCAGCACCUUCCUGGACAAGCAGCAUGAGGUGGAGAUCCCCUCGGCGCUGGCCAAGGACAAGGAGAAGGAGCGGAGGAAGCGCCCCAUGUCCCAAAUCAGUGGUGUCAGGAAGCUGAUGCAUGGCUCCAGCCUCGACGCUGCCGGCAUCCCCCGUUUUGGGGUGCGGACGGACCAGGAGGGGCUCCUGGCCAAGGAGCUGGAGGACACCAACAAAUGGGGGCUCAAUGUGUUUAAAGUGGCCGAGUACUCAGGCAACCGCCCGCUGACGGUCAUCAUGUACAGCAUCUUCCAGGAGCGUGACCUGAUGAAGACUUUCCGCAUCCCCGUGGACACCUUCAUCACAUACAUGCUGACGCUGGAGGACCACUACCACGCCGACGUGGCCUACCACAACAACAUCCACGCCGCCGACGUGGCGCAGUCCACCCAUGUCCUCCUCUCCACGCCUGCGCUAGAAGCUGUCUUCACGGACCUGGAGAUCAUGGCUGCCAUCUUUGCCAGUGCCAUCCAUGAUGUUGACCACCCUGGUGUCUCCAACCAGUUCCUCAUCAACACCAACUCGGAGCUGGCGCUGAUGUACAACGAUGCCUCGGUGCUGGAGAACCACCACCUUGCCGUGGGCUUCAAGCUUCUCCAGGAGGAAAACUGUGACAUCUUCCAAAACCUGAGCAAGAAGCAGAGGCAAUCACUCCGUAAAAUGGCCAUCGACAUGGUGCUGGCCACAGACAUGUCCAAGCACAUGAACCUGCUGGCAGAUUUGAAGACCAUGGUGGAGACCAAGAAGGUGACCAGCCUUGGGGUGUUGCUGCUGGACAACUACUCCGACCGGAUCCAGGUCCUGCAGAACAUGGUGCACUGCGCUGACCUCAGCAACCCCACAAAGCCACUGGAGCUCUACCGGCAAUGGACUGACCGCAUCAUGGUGGAGUUCUUCCGCCAAGGUGACCGGGAGCGGGAGAAGGGGAUGGAGAUCAGCCCCAUGUGCGACAAGCACACCGCCUCUGUGGAGAAGUCUCAGGUGGGUUUCAUCGACUUCAUCGCCCACCCGCUGUGGGAGACGUGGGCCGACCUGGUGCACCCCGAUGCUCAGGAGAUCCUGGACACACUGGAGGACAACCGGGAAUGGUACCAGAGCAUGAUCCCACGCAGCCCAUCCCCACCACCCGAGGGACCCGGGGCGUCCCCUGCCACCACUGACAAGUUCCAGUUUGAGCUGACACUGGAGGAGGAAGAGGAGGGUGAGUCGGACACCGAGCAAGAGGGGGCUGAGAGCCCCUUGGAUGAGGACAACAGCAGCUCCAAGACACCGGCCACAGAUGACUCGGAGUCGGCCGACACUGAGCACCUGUCUCCUGGCCCUGGGGACCGGGACUCGCCUGUCACCCACCUCAGGGAAGUGGACAACCAGCGGGCACUGGAAGGGACAGUGCUGAAGGACGGUGGUGGCGGCGGGCGGCCCGAGGGCAGCCAGGGGCUGUGCCUGGACAUGGAGGGCAACGUCACAUUCCUGCCCCUGGGCACGUAG
Molecule: messenger RNA, 1857 nt
Organism: Mesitornis unicolor (brown roatelo)
Lineage: Eukaryota; Metazoa; Chordata; Aves; Mesitornithiformes; Mesitornithidae
Product: cAMP-specific 3',5'-cyclic phosphodiesterase 4C-like
Exons: 13
Biological process (GO): signal transduction
Cellular component (GO): cytosol; nucleus; perinuclear region of cytoplasm
Molecular function (GO): 3',5'-cyclic-AMP phosphodiesterase activity
Source: RefSeq, a predicted model, not a curated record